Molecule: messenger RNA, 1686 nt
Organism: Cylas formicarius (sweet potato weevil)
Lineage: Eukaryota; Metazoa; Arthropoda; Insecta; Coleoptera; Brentidae
Product: vesicle transport protein SFT2B
Exons: 3
Coding region: 343-825 (160 amino acids)
Biological process (GO): vesicle-mediated transport
Cellular component (GO): membrane
Source: RefSeq, a predicted model, not a curated record
UUUUUAUUAAAAAUUAAGGGAAAUUGAUUCCUUUUUUUCUACUGUUUGAAGAAAUAUAAGAGUAUAACAGAAAAUGGUGCAAGAAAUUCUGUUUUCUUUGAUAACCAAUUAGUUGUCUCUGCUUAUUGACUGAAGUUUAAUUAGUUUUUUCUUCCAGACUAAUAAUUGGCGAAACUAACUUUAGUAUUCUGUGAUAAUGGUCUAGGGUCUUCCAAUAAUCUGCUGAAGUUUAUAUACAAAUUUAAUUUUUUUUUAUUGAAGUCAUCUAGCUAUUUUGUUAUUACUUUACUUUUAGUUUGAUAUAUUUUAAUAUUUUCGUUAGAUACCAAACAGCGCUGAAUUAUGGAUAAAUUGAAAAAGGUCCUAAGUGGAGAUGAUACACCCGACGAAGAAAGCGGCAUAAUGUCUCAGCUAAAUGAUGCCUCUACGUUAAGCUGGUCAACUCGAGUUAAAGGUUUUAUCGCCUGUUUCAUAAUUGGGGUUCUUCUAACGUUAUUAGGUUCAUUUGCCUUGUUUUUUAAUGGCAUGGGCAUAUUUGCGGUGUUCUACACACUAGGUAACAUUGUUUCGUUAUUGAGUACCUGUUUCCUAAUGGGACCAGUGAAUCAGCUGCAGAAAAUGUUUGCCGCCACUAGAGCCAUCGCUACUUGUCUCGUCUUGGGAGCCAUAAUAAUGACUUUGUUAUCGGCGUUGAUGUGGCACAAAGCGGGAUUAGCUUUAUUGUUUAUCAUUAUCCAAUCACUUUCAAUGACUUGGUAUUCACUAUCCUAUAUACCAUAUGCCAGAGAUGCGGUCAGAAAGACGGUGAUGUCCUGUGUAACCUAGAAUUUAGAGCUUUUGCAAAUUUAUUUAUUAGAGACCUGCUUUGUACAUUUCCAUAUAUCUAAUGAUAUUAAACAUAGUGUACCUUUUAUUUUUGUAACUAAAGCCUGUGUCAAGCACUGAGAGAGUCAUGGUAUAAAUUGUAAAACAAAUUUUGAAAAAGGCCUUUUGCACAUUUAUUAAUAAAUCCUAUGAGGAGAUUAUUCCGAUCCAGGCACCUUCUAUUUUUAAAUAAAAUGUGGGAGUAUAUUUUUAAAUUUUUAUAGAUUUUUUUAUAUUGUAAUGGUUCAAGUCAGAAAAAUAAGACAUAUUCAAAACUGUUUUAUAUUUUUCUAUAGAUUAAUAUAAGGAAGAGUCUGGUUUGGUAUAACUCUCCUCAUAAUAUCUUAUCGCCCACAGUAUGGGACAGGCUUUAAUCUUUAAUUGAUACUGUAAAUCCAUUGAACUUAUUGGUUCAAUAGAGCAUAUUUUACCUAUUUUUCUAAAAAUAUUACAUGUUUAUAGGACUAGGGCACAGAAACAGAUAUAAGACUGUUAAAAUUAUAAAUUAUGUUGUUAACGAGUGUACUUAAGAAUUUACAUGUGACAAAAUGAAAUCAAAACAAGGACCAAAAUAAUUUUUUUAUUGUAUAUUGAUACACAUUCAGAGAGUGGAACUCCUUAUAGUAAAUUUGAACAUUAAGGAUACAUAAUAAAAAUGGUCUAAAAUCACCAGUUCCAAAUCAUUGACCAUCAUACUGAUGAAAUUUACUUUAUUAUAAUGCCACUUUGUUUUGUUAUUAUUCUUAAAACAAGCCGAAUCAAGCUAAAUUUAUAAAUAAGAUAAUUUGUAUAAGUCAAUGAGUUAAAUAUGUUCAAAACUGA